Molecule: messenger RNA, 2525 nt
Organism: Bombyx mandarina (wild silkworm)
Lineage: Eukaryota; Metazoa; Arthropoda; Insecta; Lepidoptera; Bombycidae
Gene: mAChR-A
Product: muscarinic Acetylcholine Receptor, A-type
Biological process (GO): adenylate cyclase-inhibiting G protein-coupled acetylcholine receptor signaling pathway; chemical synaptic transmission; G protein-coupled receptor signaling pathway, coupled to cyclic nucleotide second messenger
Cellular component (GO): plasma membrane; dendrite; synapse
Molecular function (GO): G protein-coupled serotonin receptor activity; G protein-coupled acetylcholine receptor activity
Source: RefSeq, a predicted model, not a curated record
ACUUGUAAAGUGUGUGAUUAAAUCAGAUCUAUUAUCCACAGUUGUGACCGUGACUUGGGAAUACAAUGGCGUGCAUACACUGUACAUUUAUGAGAAGUUUUCUAGUUCAAAUGAGUAAUAUGUCGUGUAUUGUGCGCAGGCGAGGAGACGGCGGCGCUCGGGAGGCGCGGCGGCGCGGGGGGCCCGCCGAGUUGACAGCAUGCUGAUCGUGUCCAACAACACUGGCAACCUCACCGACCCGGAGCUCGGCCUCGACCUGCCGACCAGCCCCUUCAGCCUCGCCCAGAAGAUCGUCAUAGCCAUCAUAGCCAGCGUCCUCUCCGUGCUCACCGUCGUUGGGAACUCCAUGGUCAUGAUCAGUUUCAAGAUCGACAAGCAGCUCCAGACCAUCAGCAACUACUUCCUGUUUUCCCUGGCGGUGGCCGACUUCGCAGUCGGGCUGAUCUCCAUGCCCCUGUACACGAUGUUCACGAUCUACGGAUACUGGCCGCUGGGCCCUCAUGUGUGCGACACGUGGCUCGCGCUCGACUAUCUCGCAUCUAACGCGUCCGUUCUUAACCUACUGAUCAUUAGCUUCGAUCGGUACUUCAGCGUGACACGUCCGCUGACGUACAGGGCGAAAAGGACUACGCGCAGAGCAACCGUGAUGAUAGGCAGUGCUUGGGGCUUCAGUUUGGUGCUGUGGCCUCCGUGGAUAUACGCGUGGCCGUACAUUGACGGCGAGCGGAAGGUGCCUCCGCACGAGUGCUACAUUCAGUUCAUAGAGACGAACCAAUUUAUAACAUUCGGGACGGCUAUUGCCGCGUUUUAUGUGCCGGUGACAGUGAUGUGUAUACUGUACUACAGAAUAUGGAGGGAGACCAAGAAACGACAGAAGGACCUGCCCAAUCUACAGGGCGGGAAGAAACAUGACUCGUCGAAAAGAUCGAAUUCUAGUGACGAAACAAAGGAUGCCGACGGUCGAGCCCGUUCAGAAUCCGGAGACACCGAUUCAGUUUAUCACGUACGAGGAGUGCUACACGACCACCGAUGGAGAGAAUCUAAGCCUUCCUGCGCUCGUCCACCGAAACGAGGGUGGGCGGUGGUGCGAGCGUGGUGCGUGGCCUGGUGGCAUUCCGGAAGGGAAGACACAGAAGAUACGGAGCCAGAGGAGGAACCAUCAGACCCUGGCUACGCGACACCGGUUUCUGUAGAAACCCCUCUACAGAGCUCAGUUUCGAGGUGCACGUCGCUUAAUGUCAUAAGAGAUCCAUACGCUACACGCGGUGGCUCGAGUGGCUCAGGAGAUGGGGGCACAUCCCCACUUCGUCGGACCUACGAACCCCCAGGGAUGGUCACUUCGGCCAGGGACAGCAGAUCUCUACCUCCGAACACACGAAUUAACACAACUACCUCACCAGCGCCAAAGUCUGCUUCGGCCGACUCAGUUUACACCAUAGUCAUCAGACUACCGGACGCCGAUACGGAAAGAGCGACAAUUAAAAUGAUCACCGAAGAGUCGCCUCCGUCUAUGGCUAGACCUCACUAUCGGCCCACGAGAGGAGACUCCGAGCUAAACCUACAUCCGGCCGGCCACGCGGCGCUGACGCGACGAACUUCACACAUACAGGACGUUCGAAUACCGCUCAACGCCAAAAUCAUACCUAAACAAUUGGCUGGCAAAGGCUUGACCAAGCAACCAAAGAAAAAGAAGACGCAGGAAAAGAAACAGGAGACGAAAGCAGCCAAGACCCUCUCAGCCAUCCUGCUGUCGUUCAUCAUAACGUGGACCCCGUACAACAUCCUGGUGUUGCUGAAGCCUCUGACGGCUUGCACGAAAUGCAUUCCGGCCGAGUUGUGGUCGUUUUUCUACGCUCUCUGUUAUAUCAAUUCGACUAUAAACCCGGUGUGCUACGCGCUGUGCAACGCCACCUUCCGGAGGACGUACGUCAGGAUCCUGACGUGCAAGUGGCACAACCGGAACCGGGAAGCGAUGACUCGUGGGGUUUACAAUUAGCGCGAGUUCGUGAGCUUGUGGUGGACCCACCGUUGGGUUCGGUGCCAAAAUGAAAUUGCCCAGUUUUGGUACUUGGAUUUCAAUGUACACCCAAAUCCCAUAACGUUGUCUAAUAUAUGUAUAUCUUAUUCUAUUUUUUGGGUUAAUUCGUUUAAUUGAUUCUGAAAAAUUUUAAGGUACUUUUAUUUAUUUGGACUUUCCAACUUGAAAGUGAUUUUAAAACUGUAUUUUAUUAUUUUUAAGCACGUAGUGUCUGUCUAUAAAAGCACCGAAUAAAUAUGCGUGAGAAAUAAAUAAAAUGACAAAUAAAAAAAUAUAUUAAUAAAACACUUUUUAACGGAAAAUUUUUAACACCUCAAUAAACAUGUCGAUUUCAGUCAUUUGGUAGUCUGUCCAGUUUAUUGACAAUGACGAACUUUAGUGUCCACACCGAGAGCUUUAGUUAGUUUGAGAAUUAAACGUACAAUGAUUUCGUUAGUUUGUGACAAAUUAUUUUUAAUUACCUUUAUUAGUUAGUGAUUUCACCGUC